UACCGAAUAUGGCAUCGUAAUAGUAUGCAAUGACCUUCGUGACACGUGUAGCGAUUGGUUGUCUAUGACGUCAGUGAUAUUCGGGGUUCCUGGUCGAAACGUCAACAAAGCAAAAACGUAAACAAACGAGAUGGCAGAUAUUCCAGGUCCAUCGAGCCUUGUUUUACAAGAUGAAAACUGCAACAAAGAAAAUCUUGACACCAAUUUUGAGCCUGAGAGGAAGAAAAUGAAGACAGAAUAUAACCAAAAAGAAAAGGAAAAUCCAAAUAAAUUGGAAGAUCGGCUUAGUGGAAUCCUUUGCUGCGCAGUUUGCCUUGACUUGCCCAGGACUUGCUUUCAGUGCACCAAUGGACAUCUGAUGUGUGCAGGAUGUUACAAUCACCUGCUGGCUGAUGGAAGGCUGAAAGACGAGACGGCGACCUGCCCUAACUGUCGCUGCGAGAUUAACAAGAAUCUGUGUACGCGUAAUCUGGCGGUGGAGAAGGCGGUGUCCGAGCUCCCGAGCCUGUGCCAGUACUGUGGCUGCCAGUUACCGCGCAAUCAAGUGGACCACCACCAGAGGGAGCUCUGUCUAGAGCGGUCCACAUGUUGUAAAUACUCUAGAAUUGGUUGUCCUUGGCAAGGACCCUUUCAUGAGUUGGCAGGACAUGAGCAGAGCUGUAUCCACCCGAGCAAGCCUGCAGACGACAUCAUGGACGCUCUGUCACUGGUGGAUAAAAGGAGAGAGGAGGAGCUAAGAGUCUACAGCAAUCUCUACAAUCUACUCUCCUACGAGAAAGUCACAUUCAAUGAUUUGCAGCUGAAGCCCUACAGGACUGAUGAUUUCAUCACCAAGCUGUACUACGAGACCAGUAGGUUCUCUGCCUUUAACCAUCAGUGGGUCAUCAAAGCCAGAAUCAACAACGACAAACCGACCCAGUCUGUCUCAAGGUCAAUGUCGUAUCAACUGGUUCUCAAGGGCAAGGUCACUAACCCAAUACAGGUUAAGUUCAUCGCCCUGAAGGGGCCGUACGGUGACAUGAAGGUCAACCCUGCAAUUAACAUGCAUGAGUUCUCACCAGAAAACGUAGAGACUGAAUACUUUGACCUCCCCAUUGUGAAUUCCUUAGAGUGUAACAAAGUAUUAGCUUCCAAAACAAUAAAUGUUCGAUUAAUUAUGGUUCAUUUACAAUAACCAUCCAAUCGUUGUAUUAGCAUUCACCAUGUAAUGAAUGGCUAGACCUUUUUUGGAAUCUCUGUAAUUAUUCAGUAACAAUGGCAUUUGAUUCAGGUUUUAAUUAAAUAAUUUUUUUAAGGGAAUAAAAAAAUGUCACUUGUGGUUCUCUAGUCAUUCUAUUUUUUUUUAGAUAGAAUUUUAUUGUCAUUGUCAAAACAAUUUUUUAUCUUUUUCUCCCUAAUAAAAAUGAUAUAAAAUUGUUUAUUAGAUUUUAUCCGUUUUUAAUUUUGUCAAAAUAGUACAUCUUAGAAGAAAAGUACAAAAAGGAUUACUUAUAAUAGUUCAGUUUUUACUCUGUUUUUUAAUUGACAUUAUUUGUACAGCUGUAAAUACUUUGCAAGAAGUAAAAAACGGGUCAAUUGUGUUGUUUUUUUUUGUGGUGUAACCUCAGACAUGCUUUUGUACGUGUAAUAUGUAAAUAGUCUACCAUUCUUGUUCAUGUUUCCUCCAUUUUACAUUCUCUGUUUUCAUCAAAAGAAAAUUCAUUUGAUUA
Molecule: messenger RNA, 1709 nt
Organism: Saccostrea cuccullata (small rock oyster)
Lineage: Eukaryota; Metazoa; Mollusca; Bivalvia; Ostreida; Ostreidae
Product: zinc finger TRAF-type-containing protein 1-B-like
Exons: 4
Coding region: 131-1174 (347 amino acids)
Cellular component (GO): nucleus
Source: RefSeq, a predicted model, not a curated record